GAGGCGCAGCUGCAGCAUGAAGUGUGCUGCUGUGCCUUUUUUGCUUUUCCUCAUUUCUAUCUGUAUCCGCAAUUUGCGUCCCCCCAAUUACUUUCACUUUUUCCCUUCUACGAAUAUCAUUCUAAUAGUUUUUGACGAUGGGAUACUCAUCUCAUCACUAAGCAAGUCUCAAGUUUCCACUUGUCCUACCAAUACGUGAGCGUACUUCUGUACACAUCCAUCAAGUUGGCUUCAUUGGCGUACCACGAUCGGAAAAAUCAAAGCCUCUGACGCGCUACUGCAAGAAGCAACCAGGAUAAAUCAGCCCCAAAAAGAGCUUCCAUGUGGUUUUCGAACCAAACCCAGAUCCUGGGAAAUGACAAGGUAACAUUGCAGAGAAGCAUUCUUUGAAAUAAGCAUAAGCCCCCUGAUCUUUAGACGUUCUGUUGACAUCGCUUCUCUUUCCUCGGGUUUUCUUCAGCCAUUUCAUCUCAUGCCCACUUCAUUUUUAUAUACUUUUGGUGUUUGACCUCUUAAUACCCUCCGAUUUCCACAAUGGCAAAUAGAGGUGGAAACCACGGCGUAACUUUCCUCUACCCACCAACGGGUCUAUCCCCCAAUUACCUCGAUACCAUCAAUGUAAUCUACACAUCUCCCUUCUCCGACCCACUGCUCUACACAUGGUGUCGUAACGCAUCAAACCCAUCAGAUCUGGUUCAAAGUGAUUAUCCCCCUCAUACUCCCAAGAUUACUCAGAGACUAAUACCAUCCCUCAGAACGAAUUGAUAAAGUAACGCCCUACAACGGCACCCUUCCAGUAAUCCUCGACUACCUCAAAGUCUCCUCAUGUUACUUCAACCUUCGUCCCAGCACCACAGCAGGGAACGGAGCCAAUAGCGAAUCUAUCGUACUUCUUCCCUCAGCACGUUCGCCGGUCCCAACAGUCUAUGGGUUACAAGCAGAUCCAACUUCCACUCCACAGACAAAUCCAGAGACAACCCAGGAAGCAAAUCCAGAAUCAACCCCAUCACCUAGCCCAUCACCAAUCCCAGUAGCAGUCAACCCAGCAAACCCACCUAGCGGCCUCGCGACAGGAGCAAUAGCCGGAAUCACAAUCGGCGCAAGCAUUCUUGGUAUUGCUCUCAUAGCAUCCAUAAUCUUCCUCAUCCUGCGAAGAAGACGCCAAAAUAACGCCGCUCUCUCAAAAACCGCCCUUCCAGAGAAAACGUACGAAAAAGACCACGUUCACAUCAACGGAUCCUACUCACCCUCGCCCUCCUACAACCCCAGCAUGUCAAGUCCUCCAAUAGCAGGUCAAGAAAACCGCUACCCCAUCUCCGAAAUGAGCGCCUCACAGCCCGGAACGAUGGGAUUGAAUCCCCAGAAUGUGAUACAUGAACUCGGUCCUGGACAGUCGGAGAACAGGAAUAGUGAAAAACGACGUUGAAUGUUACCAGGAAGAAAAUAGCGGAAAACAAAGCCAUCGCGAUGGGUCUCCUUCACUUCUUCCAUACCGCCACCGUACUUCUCUGCCAAUCACAGUAUCAGCACUCGACAUCUCACUAGCUCCAGAACUUCAUGGCAAUUACUCUGAGAGGGGAUCUAUUCUUUUCGUAAAACACAUUAUUAGAAGCAGAAAGCGAUUGAUUUUUCUCGAGCCGAGCCGGAUCUAGUUGGAGAGUGCAUAUCCUGUCACCUCCCCAACAAUUAGUGUAGAAUGGGCGGCAUAAAGAAGAAAGCGCCGUCAUUUGCAAUGUAUAUAUAUAUGGUAACACCAUUGGCUUUGGCAGAGAGUAAACAUACGAGGGCGGAUCGUAUUUAAAUAGUGAUCUUCCAAUAACCGAGUCCAACAUAACACAGGCUCUCGAAUCCAUCUCAUAUUCAAACAACUUCCCACAUCAGUCCCACCUAGGGUAUAACAUCUGAUUCCCGUACGUUUUUCCUCAAAUCAAAAUUGAUAAAACUUGAAAGUGUUCAUUGCUCCAUAGCUUAUGUAUAUAUAUAUAAAUACAAGCUACUCUACAGCUCAUCCUUACCUUCCGCAACAUACUUCCCACCACUCAAAUCCGGCAUCCCC
Molecule: messenger RNA, 2056 nt
Organism: Hymenoscyphus albidus
Lineage: Eukaryota; Fungi; Ascomycota; Leotiomycetes; Helotiales; Helotiaceae
Source: the annotation of a GenBank genome assembly